GUCUCUCUAUAAAUACGCUACACCCGCUACCUCCAUCUCCCGAUUCUGCUUAACAGCAAACACACCAAAGCAAAGAAAGAAAGACCUAACCAUGAGUUUCCUAAUAAGCCGUGUUUGGAUGGCAGCGAGUGUCGCCGUCGUUAAUGGCCGCACGGACCACGACCUGAAAUGGAAGUCAGGUCUCACGUCUCUCCACCACAGCAAAAACCGAUUCUCUUCGUCCUCCGCCGUAGCUGGUGGAGAUGCGGCCGAUUUCCGGCCAAUUUCCGGCUUGCUAGGGUCCGAUGUUGGCGAGUUUAUUGAAAAUAGUGGUAGAGAGCAGAGGAGAAAGCAGGCCGAUGAGUCACUCCAGCGAGUGAUGUACUUCAAUUGUUGGGGUCAGGGCUGAGGUGUUAUUGUACCGGCGAGUUUACCGGGAUUUCUUGAUGGUGAAGCUUCAUAAGAGUUUUUUGAGGUGGUGAAAAGUCGCCGCCGGGAAGGAGUGGGUUGAGUUGACUCUGAGAUCGGGAAGAUGAAGUCGGGAGUGGUGAGGGUCGAUGCGGAUUGGGCAAAAAUGAAAUUUUUUGAAAUAAGGAGUCCUCGGAUGUAAAUGUUUGUACGGUUGUUCAAGCUGCUCAUGUAAAUUUUUUGUUCUUUUUUUAACAGUCUCAUGUAAACUUGAACGGAAAUGGAAAUGAUGAUAGCAAAAUUUUAUGUUUCUGCCAUUUUUUAAUUUAUCUGAUAUUAUUUUAGCUGAUAUAUUAUCAGUUAUGAGAGCAAC
Messenger RNA from Ilex paraguariensis (yerba mate), 760 nucleotides. The record is from the annotation of a GenBank genome assembly. Lineage: Eukaryota; Viridiplantae; Streptophyta; Magnoliopsida; Aquifoliales; Aquifoliaceae.